Molecule: messenger RNA, 1305 nt
Organism: Rhodamnia argentea
Lineage: Eukaryota; Viridiplantae; Streptophyta; Magnoliopsida; Myrtales; Myrtaceae
Exons: 2
Coding region: 126-1019 (297 amino acids)
Source: RefSeq, a predicted model, not a curated record
UAAAAGAAAAUUCAACCCCCAAAGAAGCAGUGAACACUCUUUAUAUUUACCCUUCUCCCCCACAGCACAGAGUCCCCUGCAUCAAGUCCCUCCUCCUCCCUCCUUUGGAAAAAAAAGAAGAAAAAAUGGAUCUUGAUGAGUGGGAGUUGCUUCCUGUCGAUGGCUAUCUUGAUUUCAAUGAGGGUGACAAGAUCUUCUCCAGAAGGCACAGCCCUGCUCCCGGUCAGAAGAGCGUCUUCAACAUGGAUUACUUCCGGUGCCCGUCCCCCACGAGUUCGAAGAUGCCGACGAGCCGGGUCGUCCCGGUGGUGCCGAUCCAAUUCGAUCCGCCUGCGGCUCCGGAUGAGAGGCUGAUGAGGGAGAUCAUCAAGGCGCCUGUGGAGAUCAAACUCCCGUCCCCGAUCACUGAGAAGAAGAUGAUCGAGCCUCCUGAUGGUGGUGACAAGGCCGUGGGAUUGGAGGAAGCUGACCAAGACAUGGUCUCCCAAGUCUUCUUCAAGAAGAUGACGGAACCCGAAUUCGCCGACAUGAAAAUGGACUCGCCGAGGUCCGGCACUCGAGGAAUCUUCGUGCCCCAGAUUGAUGCAGGAGCGUUUCAAGGUGAGGCAGUUCUUGACAGUUCUUGCUCUCCAAGAAAGAGGCAUGAGGCCGCCACCAGAGAUGUCGUGGGCGUGACCAAGAAGCAACAGGACAACGAUUGUGAUGCAGAGAAGGCCACUUGGGAUGAGAAUAGAGGUGGCCUGAACAUAUGGAAAUGGGGUUUCACAGGGAUUGGAGCGCUCUGCUCUUUCGGCGUCGCUGCUGCUACUAUCUGCAUCAUCAUUCUUGGGAGCCAGAGAGCUAAACAGAGCCAGCAGAAUCAGAAGCUUCGGUUUCAGAUCUACACUGAUGACAAGAGAAUUAAGCAAGCGGUUCAUCAGGCGACCAAGCUGAACGAAGCAAUUUCAGCAGCGAGAGGGGUUCCCCUGUCCAGGGCUCACAUAACGUAUGGAGGUUACUACGAUGGUAUUGGCAUUUGAAGAGAAAUUUGGCCACUUUGGUUUUAGGUCUGCACAGAAGAAGAUUCCUGAACGAGCUUCAUGAGGGUCCACGAAUCUCCAGUAUGUCCUUUGCCCCUGCAGAUUCUCCUUUAUACCAGAUUGACCAUCUGUCUGUCAGUGUAUAUGCACUUAAAGAUCCGUACUUCUAUCUGUGUUUCGGAUGAUGGGUUCCUUAGUAAUUAUUAUAUAUAUUUGUGUAUAAUUGAUCAUGAUCACUUAUCAAGGCUAGUUACUAUUAAGCUAUUAUGGCGGUUUAUGUCGUUAA